Messenger RNA from Siniperca chuatsi (mandarin fish), 3801 nucleotides. RefSeq names its product B-cell receptor CD22-like. The transcript is spliced from 15 exons. Lineage: Eukaryota; Metazoa; Chordata; Actinopteri; Centrarchiformes; Sinipercidae. The coding region runs from base 25 to 3297 and encodes 1090 amino acids. The record is from RefSeq and is a predicted model, not a curated record.
UACUUGAUAUGUGAAAAGGAUGACAUGAAGUUGUUAAUGGCGACACAGAACUUCCUAUUGGACAGCAAAAUAUCAGUGAUACAGGGUCAGAAUGGCUGGGGAGUGACUUACACCUCUACUCAGAUCUGUGCCUUAAAAGGAUCAGCUGUGGAAAUAAGCUGCAGCUACAGAUACCCAUCCAGAAUAAACAGCCUUGAUACUACAGUUGAGAAAACAUUCUGGUUUACUAAAAUGAAUGGAAAAGAACGUGUGGAUCUGAGAACAGAGUCAGAGUACGCAGGUCGUGUGCAGUACAGCUGUAAUGAGAAGAGCUGCACUCUGAGAAUCACAGACCUGAGAGAGAGCGACUCAGCUGAGUACAAGUUCAGGUUCAUAACAAACCAACCAGGUGGGAGUUUUACUGGUUCACCUGGAGUCACUUUGUCUGUCACAGAUCCAGAUCUGCAGGUGCAGGUGAGCAGAUCUCAGUAUUCUAAUUGGGCAGAGCUGCAGUGUCACAGCAGAUGUCAUCUACCUGAUCGUCCUUCCUACGUCUGGUACAAAAAUGGACAGAUGAUUCAGGCAGAAACAUCUUCUUCUUAUUCAGUCUCCUUUGGUUCUGCAGACAGCUAUUCCUGUGCUGUGAAAGGACUGGAGGACUUCCCCUCUCCUUCAGUGUGUGUCGAUGGUCAAACCUGCAACAGAGUGACGUACACUGACAGAAGCAUCUGUGCCUUCAAAGGCUCAUCAGUGGACAUUUCUUGCACAUACAACAGUUAUAACAAUAAUUCUGAUAAAUCAACAUUGUGGUUCAGUCCUGAACGUAGUCAUCAGUGGCAGAAUCCUUCACAGCCUGAGGACCUUAGUGAAGACUCCCAGUAUGCAGGUCGUGUUCAGGUCCUUGAGACAGAGAGAGGACGCUCCACUCUGAGAAUCACUGACCUGAGAGAGAGCGACUCAGCUGAGUAUCGCUUCAAAUUCAAAACAGGGAGCUUUGAAUGGAGGAGUCGUUUACCUGGUACAACUCUGACUGUCACAGCUCUGCAGGUGCAGGUGAGCAGAAUAGCAGUCCAUCAGAGUUAUACCGAGGCAGAGCUGAAGUGUCACAGCAGCUGCAGUCCAGCUGGUCGUCUUUCCUACGUCUGGUUCAAGAACGAAGUGAAAAUCACAAGGGAGGAGACAUCUUCUUAUAAAGGCUUGUUUUAUCCCGGAGAAAACAUCUCCUGUGCUGUAAAAGGACGUGAGGACUUCCCCUCUCCGUCAGUGUAUGCUCCAAAGACCUCCUCUGUGUCAGCGAGUCCCUCUGGUGAGAUAGUGGAGAACAGUUCAGUGACUCUGACCUGCAGCAGUGAUGCUAACCCAGCAGCUAAAUACACCUGGUACAAGGAGAAUGGAAACCUCAAACCUCUCAUUAAUGAAGCAGAGCUUGUCUUCAGGUCCAUCCAGUCCUCUGACUCUGGAGAGUAUUACUGCACAGCUGAGAACGAGCUGGGGAGGAGGACAUCUGAACACAUCUCUAUUAAUGUGAGAUAUGCUCCAAAGACCUCCUCUGUGUCAGCGAGUCCCUCUGGUGAGAUAGUGGAGAACAGUUCAGUGACUCUGACCUGCAGCAGUGAUGCUAACCCAGCAGCUAAAUACACCUGGUACAAGGAGAAUGGAAACCUCAAACCUCUCAUUAAUGAAGCAGAGCUUGUCUUCAGGUCCAUCCAGUCCUCUGACUCUGGAGAGUAUUACUGCACAGCUGAGAACGAGCUGGGGAGGAGGACAUCUGAACACAUCUCUAUUAAUGUGAGAUAUGCUCCAAAGACCUCCUCUGUGUCAGCGAGUCCCUCUGGUGAGAUAGUGGAGAACAGUUCAGUGACUCUGACCUGCAGCAGUGAUGCUAACCCAGCAGCUAAAUACACCUGGUACAAGGAGAAUGGAAACCUCAAACCUCUCAUUAAUGAAGCAGAGCUUAUCUUCAGGUCCAUCCAGUCCUCUGACUCUGGAGAGUAUUACUGCACAGCUGAGAACGAGCUGGGGAGGAGGACAUCUGAACACAUCUUUAUUAAUGUGAGAUAUGCUCCAAAGACCUCCUCUGUGUCAGUGAGUCCCUCUGGUAAAAUCAUGGAGGGCAGUUCAGUGACUCUGACCUGCAGCAGUGAUGCUAACCCAGCAGCUACUUACACCUGGUACAAGGAGAACCAAACACCACCUCAGGGACUACAAGGCAUUUACCGUUUCACCUCCAUCAGCUCAGAGGACAGAGGGAACUACUACUGCAAGUCUGAGAAUCACUAUGGACAGAUCAACUCUUCAUCUCUAUUUAUAGAUGUGCAGUAUGCUCCAAAGACCUCCUCUGUGUCAGUGAGUCCCUCUGGUGAGAUAGUGGAGGGCAGUUCAGUGACUCUGACCUGCAGCAGUGAUGCUAACCCAGCAGCUAAAUACACCUGGUACAAGGAGAACCAAACACUCCAGGGACCAGAAGGCAUUUACCGUUUCACCUCCAUCAGCUCAGGGGACAGCGGGAGCUACUACUGCAAGUUUGAGAAUGAGUAUGGCCAGAUCAACUCCACAUCUGUACACAUAGAUGUCCAGUAUGCUCCAAAGCUUCCCUCUGUGUCAGCGAGUCCCUCUGGUCAGAUAGUGGAGGGCAGUUCAGUGACUCUGACCUGUAGCAGUGAUGCUAACCCAGCAGCUAAUUAUACCUGGUACAAGGAGAACGAAGACUCACCAAAAGCAUCAGGACAGAUCUUCACCAUCACUGACGUCAGACCUGAACACAGUGGGAAUUAUUACUGUGAAGCCCAGAACAGCAGAGGAAGUACUAACUCCAGCUUACAUCUGACUGUUGUGGCAGGUUCAUGGAAAUUUCCAGUUGCUCUAUCAGUCACUGUUAUUUGUCUGGUCUUCAUACUUCUCUCUGUCUUGCUAUGGAUUAGAAGAGAGAGGUCCUCGCAACAACAACCGGAGGCUGGCGAGAGACCAGACAACGGAGCACAGACAGAUGAAGUUCAGUAUGCGAGUAUACAAUUCGCUAGGAACCAGGCAGACGCUAUCUACUCCAACUUCAGCCCGGCUCAGCCUCACAGAAACGAGGAGGAGGGUGUUGUAUACGCAACUACCAACUUCAGCCCGGCUCAGCCUCACAGAAACGAGGAGGAGGGUGUUAUAUACGUGAAUACCAACUUCAGCCAAGCUCAGCCUCACAGAAACGAGGAGGAGGGUGUUUUAUACGCAACUACCAACUUCAACAGUGACCCAGGAACAAGACGUCAAGCAGCUAUGGAGGAUUUAUCUGCAGUGUAUAGCAGAGUUAACAAAAGCCACAGAGUGUGACGACAACAUGGAUCUGUGGUCUGUUUGUGUGCAUGGACAUGUUCCUUUUCUCAGCAGGUGGUCCCAUUGAGAUUUUAAUACAUUCAUCAGGACAGACUUGACCAAGAAUGCAGCAUCAAGGAAACAAUAUUUCAUUUCUCAUUUAUAUUAAUGAAGGUAGACUAAAUAAUAGACACCUCUCUAAAACAGUUUUAAACAAAAACUGAACAUUUAAAGCUUCAUAAUAAUAAUAAUAAUAAAACUUUAUUUAUAGAGCACUUAUCAAAACAAAGUACAAAGUGCUUCACAACAAGAGAAAUAAAAUACCACAGUGAAUAAUGAAAUAUAAAGAAAUAAAAUACAUAAAAGCAAUAAAAUAAAUUACCCGUUCAGGUAAAAUUAGGAUAUGCUUUCAGUUAAAAAUGUGUUUUGAGAAGAGAUUUAAAUGAAGACACUGACUCAGACAACCUAAUUUCAUCGGGCAGGUUGUUCCAGAGCCUCAGGGCCCUGAUAGCAAAAGCUCUG